GGUGGGGGACGAAGCUUUAGCUGGUGUUGCGGGGAGCAGCCUGGGGUGCUGAAGGCUGCCAGGCGUGGGGGUCCCGGCGGAGCGAGGAGGCGAGGGCAGAUCCGUGGCGGUGAAGCGGGGAUGUGUCCGGGUGCCAUGGGUGCAGCUCCGUCCCUAGACCCGCGCGGAGGGAGCUGCCUUUGUGCCGUGGGACGCUGAGCCGCCGCCUCUUCCCGCCGUCCCGCCGGGCGCCCAGCGCAGAGAUAAUGGCAUUUUCCAAUUUGUCCAGUUACUUGGAUGAUGUCGAUAACUACAGCGACUACCCAGAUUACGUCUACGAGGAGACCAGCAGCGUGUGGACAGAUCCGUCCCACGACCCGAAGGAUAUCGCCAGGAUUCUCUCCGUCGUCAUCUACAGCGUGUCCUGCGUGUUGGGCGUCCUGGGGAAUGGCCUCGUCAUCGCAAUCAUAACUCUGAAGAUGAAGAAGUCGGUCAAUGCCAUCUGGUUCCUCAACUUGGCCAUCGCCGACUUCCUCUUCAACAUCUUCCUGCCCAUAAACAUCGCUUACACGGCCAUGCGGUACAACUGGAUCUUUGGGACGGUCAUGUGCAAGUUGAAUUCCUUCCUGCUCAUCCUCAACAUGUACACCAGCGUCCUUCUGCUCACCACCAUCAGCUUCGAUCGCUACGUGUCAGUGGUUUUUCCUGUCUGGUCUCAAAACCAUCGGUCGACCAACCUGGCCUAUUUAGUUUGCUUGAUUAUCUGGACCGUCGGCAUCAUUAUGAGCUGCCCGUCUCUCAUCUUCCGAGACACAGCACAAACCCGCAACUCUGUGAUUUGUUUUAGCAACUUUUCCCUCUCCAGGAAUAAGUCUUACCAAGCCCUGGCACUAAUGAGGCACCGAACAGUGAACAUCACCAGGUUCCUCGCUGGGUACAUCCUUCCCAUAACCAUCAUCACUUUCUGCUACAUCGCUAUUGUCUUCAACUUGCGUCGAAACCGCCUCGCCAAGUCCAAAAAGCCCUUCAAGAUCAUCGUCACCAUUAUAGUCACCUUCUUCCUUUGCUGGAGUCCCUACCACCUGCUGAACCUCCUGGAAACAGAGCCCGACACGAUCCCACACUCCGUGUUUGAGAUCAGCAUCCCCUUAACCACAGCGCUCGCUGCCUCCAACAGCUGCAUGAACCCCGUCCUCUACGUCUUCAUGGGCCAGGACUUUAAGAAGUUUAAGGUCACCAUCCUUUCCAGACUGGUGAACGCCCUCAGUGAGGAGACAGGCCACUCCAGCAUCGUUCACAGGAGCUUCUCCAAGAUGUCUUCAAUGACUGAGAAGGAGACGACAGUCCUCUAACUCAACCUGGAUGCCUGCGGGAGGGCCGUAGUCCUCCAGUGUUGCCCAUGCCCAUCACUAUGAUGGUGGCCACCGUGGAAGUGGCCGCUGGUGUGGGACGAGCAUGGUCCAACGCUGUCCUAUAGCGCAUUCUUUGACUGGUCUUGCUGCCUGGGGACUGGCAGAAGUUGGAGACCAGCGCUCUGUGCACGUGAAGAGAUCCGACGGCCUUCCUUUGCGAUUGCAAAGAUUGCACAAAACUAUUUAAGAAAACGUUUCAGGGCAUUCCUACCUAAUCUAUGCAUUGCCUGGCCUGGCAGGGGUGUUCCUGCCAUUUCCAGAGACACCGUUACGAGGAGAUGGGGUGGAGGAUGGGUCUGGGAAGGCACCUCCACCGCCAGGCUCCUGCGAUGGGUGGCUGGGUGAGCACUGGCCGUGGACGAUACCUGCUACGGCAAAACUGGUCACAGUUUUCCGAUGUCCUAUGUAUGCCUACAGCUACUCCUGUUAAAGUUCUAAGUGUAUUGGUACUCGCACAAUAUGUUUUUAACUGUGUCGGGAGCAUUUUGUUCCCAAAGAGCUCCCAAGAAGUGCCUUCAGAAGAGGGGCUUGAGUAUCCCAACCUCGACGAACCAGGAAAUCUCACGUGUCUUCUAAGUGAUCCAGACCCAGGGCCACCUGCCAAGGUGGGGAUUGGGCUCAUGCACAGGGUCGCCGACUUGGGAAACUAGGAGAAAAAAGAGGGAAGGAUUCAUCCGAAGUGUCUUUUGAACAAGCCCCACUCUGAUGGGGUUUCGCAGAGUGUUUGAUGCUUGGGCCUGUGAGUCCCAGUGGCUCCAUUCAGAGUGGCACCGGGAGGCAGAUCCAUGGGCUGGGGACUGUGGUCCUGGGGGAGGACCUGCUGUCCCCUCCUGCAUCCAGGUUGUCCCGGUUCAGCUAGGAUAGGGUUAAGUUACCCCAGCAGAGAGAGGGGGAAGGGAUCUCCAGC
Molecule: messenger RNA, 2298 nt
Organism: Athene cunicularia (burrowing owl)
Lineage: Eukaryota; Metazoa; Chordata; Aves; Strigiformes; Strigidae
Gene: CMKLR1
Product: chemerin chemokine-like receptor 1
Exons: 3
Coding region: 246-1331 (361 amino acids)
Biological process (GO): inflammatory response; chemotaxis; regulation of calcium-mediated signaling
Cellular component (GO): plasma membrane
Molecular function (GO): complement receptor activity; G protein-coupled receptor activity
Source: RefSeq, a predicted model, not a curated record